UUGACUGCAUGUGUAUGUUUUGAAGUGAGUCGGUCAGAAAAGUGUCAGGUUUAGUUUUCAUGUAAAGGGAGCUGCCCCAACUCGUGAUUGGAGGACGCUUUGCCACGUGCACAUAUCUUUGCUGCUCACGAGCACAUUUGAUUACCUGACAGGUUCAGUUUGGACUGUCGAAGGAUCUAACAAAGGUUUGGUCUGCAGCUGCUGAGUCACCUCUGAGCAGAGCUGCUCCAAAAUCGUGAACUUCUUAAUGACUUAUUAUUAGAUCGCUCCUAAACCGGCACGAUGGCUUUGAGCUCAUUCGACAUCGACGAACCGCGAUGGGAUCAGGCGACGUUCAUGGGCCGGCUGAAACACUUCUUCAACAUCACGGACUGUCGGACGGCGCUCCUCCCCGACUCACGCCUGGAUGAGGCCAAGGCUCUCGUGGAAAGCUGCAGGGCAGGAUCUAUCCCUCCAGGCACCACAGAGGAGCAGCUCCACUACGCCAAGAAGCUGUACGACUCGGCUUUCCACCCGGACACAGGGGAUCGCAUGAACCUGAUCGGCCGCAUGUCAUUUCAGGUCCCCGGAGGCAUGGCCAUCACCGGCUGCAUGCUGCAGUUCUACAGGACAGUUCCUGCCGUGGUGUUCUGGCAGUGGGUGAAUCAGUCCUUCAACGCUCUGGUCAACUACACGAACAGAAACGCCGCCUCCCCCAUCACUCCCAAGCAGAUCGGAGUCGCCUACCUUACAGCAACGAGCACAGCGUUAGCAACAGCAGUGGGACUCAACCUCUACACAAAGAAAGCUCCUCCCCUUGUUGCUCGCUGGGUCCCUUUUGCAGCGGUGGCAUCUGCUAACUGUGUAAACAUUCCCAUGAUGAGGCAACAGGAGAUCCUGAACGGUAUCGCUGUCACGGAUGAAAACGGCAACGCACUGGGCCACUCCACGAAAGCGGCGGUGAAAGGCAUCACACAAGUGGUCGUCUCUCGGAUCACCAUGGCUGCACCAGGAAUGAUCAUCCUGCCCAUCAUCAUGCAGAGGCUGGAGAAAUACAAGUUCAUGCAGAGAAUCACGUAUCUACAUGGACCAAUCCAAGUGAUGCUGGUCGGAGGAUUUUUGAUCUUCAUGGUGCCUGCUGCCUGCUCCCUCUUCCCUCAGAGAUGCUCUAUGGCCGUGUCCAAGCUGGAGCCCGAGCUCAGAGACUCCAUCAAGUCGAAGUACGGAGACGCAAUACAACAAGUCUACUUCAACAAAGGCCUUUGAGGGCGGAUUAGCAUUAUCAAAAUGACACCCAAGACCAGAUCACAUGUCCAUGUAGUCUGUUCCCAUUCUCUAAUGUUUGUUAUGAUUAAAUGCUUCUUCUGCUUCAUCUUCAUAUCAGUGCUUUAUCUGUGGGAACUUUGAUGAAUCGUGUCACUUUUUAAUCUGCUUUUCUUUCCUUGGUUCAAAUGAUUUCUUAUAUUUUUCGUAUCUUAAACACAUACAAGGGGGGGGCGCUGUGUACUCCUGUUGACAAACCAAAUGAUCUGACCUCAGGAACAGGGCGUUAUUUCACAGAUAAAGACUCUGUCACUGUGCCCUUUGUGAAAUGAGUCUCCUGUAGUUGUCGUCAUUGUCUGUUUUGUCGGUGUCUCUGUGUUGGAAAAUUCUGUUAAAUCUGCAAAGUUUCCUUAAAUCUGUGCCUUUCACACAGUGGCUGGAGUUUCUUUCUUUUUUUCUUUUUUUUAAACCAAUAUCGUCUCUACUGUGAAACCAGAAAAGUACUUCUAUGCAUGGCUUAUCUCAGAAGCUGGCAUUCAGUGUGAUUUUUUAAAAAAAAGUGGAGGAUACUGCCAUCUUCUGCCAGAAUGGAGGUAGAACUUUAUGACUUGUCUGUGUGAGAGGUUUUCCAGUUUGAUCUUUCUACUGUGUGAACACUGAAUUGUGCCACAAUACUCUGAAUAAGCUGGAAUAAAACAACAGAAAUAUUUGAAUACA
Labrus mixtus (cuckoo wrasse) is the source of this 1959-nucleotide messenger RNA. RefSeq names its product sideroflexin 2 (gene sfxn2). The transcript is spliced from 12 exons. Gene Ontology annotation, molecular function: monoatomic ion transmembrane transporter activity. Gene Ontology annotation, biological process: monoatomic ion transport; serine import into mitochondrion. The record is from RefSeq and is a predicted model, not a curated record. Lineage: Eukaryota; Metazoa; Chordata; Actinopteri; Labriformes; Labridae. The coding region runs from base 283 to 1245 and encodes 320 amino acids. Gene Ontology annotation, cellular component: mitochondrial inner membrane.